Molecule: messenger RNA, 1563 nt
Organism: Fusarium vanettenii 77-13-4
Lineage: Eukaryota; Fungi; Ascomycota; Sordariomycetes; Hypocreales; Nectriaceae
Exons: 5
Coding region: 1-1563 (520 amino acids)
Biological process (GO): transmembrane transport
Cellular component (GO): membrane
Molecular function (GO): transmembrane transporter activity
Source: RefSeq, a predicted model, not a curated record
AUGGCAACAAAGUCAGACAUCGAAAAAAGACCCUCUGUGGCCGACACUGAGAGUGGAAGGCUGGCAGAUGUCGGCUAUGCCCCCGAGCUCAAGCGCAACUUUUCGACCACGUCCAUGCUGGCUCUUUGCGUGUCUCUCAUGGCUACAUGGGAAGCGCUGUGCAGCACUUUGGCAGCUGGACUCGUCAGCGGAGGCCCAGUGUCCCUGAUAUAUGGUGCCAUCGUUGCUGCCAUUGGGUCACUCUGUUCUGCCAUGUCUCUAGCUGAGUUGGCAUCCAGCAUUCCCUCAGCCGGAGGACAGUAUCAUUUUGUUUCACACCUUUCCUCGAAGUCCGGAUCGACUAUAACCAGCUGGUUCGCGGGCUAUAUCAUGACCUUUGGCUGGAUCACAGUCACCGGAAGCGCCCCUUUCCUCGCCGGCACAAUGGCCCAAGGUCUCCUCGUCCUAAACUACCCCGAAACAUACACGUACGAACGAUGGCACGGCACUUUGAUGUACUGGGCAAUUCUCAUUGGCGCCACAAGCAUCUGCAUCUUCUGCAGCAAUAUCCUCCCUCUGAUCGAAAAGGUGUCUCUGACUCUCCAUGUGGUUCUAUUCUUUGUCAUCCUCAUCGCCAUGUGCGUCGUCUCACCGACAAAGAACUCAGCCGCCUGGGUCUUUACGUCGUUUGAGAAUAAUUCGGGAUGGUCUAGCGAUGGUGCUGCUUGGUGUAUCGGCAUGCUCAGUUCAUGCUACGUUCUGGUCGGCUACGAUGGAGCAACGCACCUCAGUGAGGAAAUGCGCAACCCUGAAGUAGGCGUGCCCUAUGCUAUGAUUGGCAGUGUUGCUCUCAACAGUGUGCUUGGUUUCGCGUUCUUGAUAGCCGUUCUCUUUUGUAUGGGAGAUAUCCAGUCUGCGUUAGCCACGACGACGGGAUUCCCUAUUAUUGAGAUUUUCUACAACAUCACAGGGAGCACCGGGGCGGCUUCCGCCAUGUCGAGUGCUGUCGUGCUCAUGGCGAGCUUGGCCACCAUUCCGUUGCUAGCAUCAGCUGGCCGCGUCAUGUGGGCAUUUGCAAGAGAUCAAGGACUCCCAUUUUCCGAGACGCUUUCGAGUGUGGAAAAGAAGCGCGGCAUCCCGACGGUGGCGAUCAUUGUGACCACGGUCCUCCUGAUGCUGCUUGGACUUAUCAAUAUCGGCUCAACAACAGCCUUCAACGCGAUCCUAUCCCUCGCAGUCGUUGGCCUCGAAAUCUCAUACAUCAUGCCUAUUGCGCUGCUCAUCUGGCGUCGCAUCACAUCGCCAGAGCAACUGAAGUGGGGACCAUUCCGUCUCGGAAGGGCGGGAAUGUUUAUCAACAUUGUUGCCGUGGCUUAUCUUAUCUUUACCAGCGUCUUCUCGCUGUUCCCUCCCUACCAGCCCGUCACAGCACAAAACAUGAACUACGCGUCUUUGGUGCUGGGCGCGACGCUUCUGUUUGGACUCGUGUACUGGCCGCUCAGGGCGAGCAAGAAGUACUCAGGUCCGUUGAAUGAAACCGAGGGUGUAGCAGUGGCGAAUGUCUCGGAGCCGGCGGAAAGAUAA